Dioszegia hungarica is the source of this 1950-nucleotide messenger RNA. RefSeq names its product fungal-specific transcription factor domain-containing protein. Gene Ontology annotation, molecular function: DNA-binding transcription factor activity, RNA polymerase II-specific; RNA polymerase II cis-regulatory region sequence-specific DNA binding; zinc ion binding. Gene Ontology annotation, biological process: regulation of transcription by RNA polymerase II; DNA-templated transcription. Gene Ontology annotation, cellular component: chromatin. NCBI's taxonomy places the organism in Eukaryota, Fungi, Basidiomycota, Tremellomycetes, Tremellales, Bulleribasidiaceae. The record is from RefSeq and is a predicted model, not a curated record. The coding region runs from base 1 to 1950 and encodes 649 amino acids. The transcript is spliced from 8 exons.
AUGCUCUCGUCAGAUACCAACCCCUUCUCCCUUCCUACCCCCUCGUCCGGGUUCUUGGAUCCCAGUCAGCUGCACACCGGCUCAUCCAACAGCACGAACAACAAUCUGCUGACUUCCGCCCCGGCGGACCUGUUCGACCCCCUGUCCACCAACUGGCCGUACUUCUCGCACAUCUUUGGCUGGGGUCUCGACUCGGAUAUCGACGCCGACCUGGGAAUCCAGCCCAACAUGUUUGAGAAUAGCGAGUCUGGGCCCAUCUCAUCAACCGAAAAUCUCAGUGCGGCGUGGUUGUUGAGCAUCACGCCACGAGGGGGAAGCCCGACGGGUGAGGGAAAGGAGCAGGAGGAGAUGAAGCGGGACCCAUUCGGGAGGAACCAUGAUAAUCCAUGGCCCAACAUCUUCAAGCCAAAGAUGCCCGAUCGACCCCUCACUCUCGGCGGCGUCAAAGCGUCCCCGCGUACAGAUCGAAUACGCGGCCAUCCCUCCGCGAUAGAGGCCACUUCGCGGAACGCCAUGCUCUCCCUCGUCUACCUCUCACAUCAGGCCAUGUGGCUCAUGCCUGACAUCGAGGACUUUCCGGAUCAAGAAACGCUCAGCGAUUUCGUCGACCUCUACUUUGAGCAAUUCCACGCGACCUUCCCAAUCCUGCAUCGACCCACGUUUAGCGUGGACAACACGUCCGCGGUAUUGCUUUUGGCAGUAGCCGCGGUGGGUGCGACGUACGCGGACAGGGAGUUCAGGCCGCUGGCGGUGGCACUGAGCGAGCUGGUCAGGCGGAUCGUGCAGUGGAUGCGUGCAUCAGACCAAAGAUCCAAAUUCGACCGCAAUCUCCUCGUCUCGUACAUGCUCCAAUCCCUCGUUGGGGUCGCGUGCGGAUCCAGGGAAAUGAUGCUCCACGCCGAGAUCUCGCGGUGCUCCCUCGUCACUUCGCUUCGCCGGCUACACCUCCUCCGACCUGGGCGAUCAGCAUCGGAUGACCUCUUGUCGAAAGGAGGCCAGCCGAGUAUACAUGACAAGUGGCUGGCAUGGGUUGAAGACGAGUCGAGGAGAAGGUUUGGGUGGGGUGUCUACCUUCUCGAUGCGCAAAUGGCGGCUCUGCUUGGUAUCCCGGCUAUCGCUUCUGUCAACGAAGCAGGCGUCCAGCUCCCGUGCGACGACAGACUCUGGGACGCCCCAGACGCGGCGUCAUGGUGGACAGCCAUGCAGGAAGUCCAGGCGAGUGGUGUCAAUCACGACUUGCCUUUCUUGACUGUCUUCCGAGGGAUCUUUACGGGACAGUCAGAGGUGAUUGGCACGAGCGAUUUCGGGCGGUCUAUCGUCUCGCACUCGAUGUACAGCAAACCCUAUCUCGCUCUCCAGACUUUGGCCAAGGAUACCAAUCCCCAAUCCGAUCCCUCUCACCUUCGCCUCUCAGCCGCAGCGCUGUAUCACCACUCGCGAAUCGCCUUUUCAUUCCCUGGCCUACUGAACCACGUUAAGGUCGCGUCUGGCAAGUACGAGCCGGAUAUCAGCAAGGCAGAAGCGAAGGCUUGGCUCGAGAGAUGGGUUAUGGACCUCAAGGAUGUUAGGAGGGCGGUAUGGCACGCCGGAGUCUUGAAUGCUUUGCUUGCUGAGUUCCCUCUCGGGGCAUUCCCCGAGGCAUUCUGGGCGUUCGACUGUGCGCUGGUGCUCUGGGCGAUCGUCAAGUAUGACGGGGACCGGCUCAGAGCAACAGGACCAAGACCCGCCCUUUUCGCUGCCAACUGGUUCGACGUUGAGCCGCCACCCAUGUGGAUAGAUCACGGGGGGCAGCUCAUCCUCCCGUUCCUCGGCAGCUCUACCGGCUUUACGGUACACAACAUCCUCGGGCACUUCAUCGACCAGCUCAGACAGAUGCCAUGGGGCAUGGCGGGGAUGUACAAGCAGGUCUUGGAAAAGCUGGUCGAACAGGAGGGGGCAUUAGUGGCGUAA